CGCAAGCCGAGCUUUACACCAAACAAAAGCCCUCGGAAGCGUCGCGUUUUUUUUUAUUCGGGUAAAGAGAAACUGAAGAUUAAGUUUGAAAAUGUUACCGAACAAAGCGCUCUCCGAAGACCGAUAUAAACCGCGCGGAUAUAAUCGGAUUUAUUAGCUUUGAUGGAUCGAUUCUUUAUAUGAGGAUACUGUGAUUUCUCUGUGUUGUACGGCUGCGAAUCAGAAUAUCAGGUUUAAACUCUCUCUAUUUUAUGGAGAAUUAAGUAAACCUGCGUCUGUUCUCUGUCAGCAUUGUUCGCGUUCGUUGUGAGUGUUUGUGUCGAGCCCUGUUGUUGCUCAUUAUCUGAUCGGACAGUCACAGAGAAAGGUGUUUAUCCAGGAUGACUCUGGCAGUGUUUUUUGGCUGUGCUUUCAUAGCGUUUGGUCCGUCUUUCGCCUUGUUUGUUUUCACUAUCGCCAAAGACCCGUUAAGAGUCAUCAUUCUGAUCGCAGGGGCGUUUUUUUGGCUGCUGUCUCUGCUCCUGUCCUCUCUGGUGUGGUUCAUCGCUAUAAAGGCCAGUAACUCGCAGGAUCUCAGUCUUCAGAGGGGCCUGCUGAUUUUUGGGGUCUUCUUCUCGGUCCUGCUCCAGGAGGUCUUUCGCUUUGCAUACUACAGACUGCUCAGGAAGGCCAACGAGGGUCUGGCUGCCAUUAGUGAUGAUGACAGUUCAGCUAUUUCGGUCCGACAGAUGGCUUACGUGGCUGGGCUGGGCUUCGGGAUCAUGAGUGGUGCGUUCUCAAUGAUCAACAUCCUGUCUGACUCUCUGGGUCCCGGGACGGUGGGCAUCUUUGGAGACUCACAGUAUUACUUCAUUACAGCAGCGCUGAUGACGCUGGCGCUGACGCUGCUGCACACGUUCUGGGGCGUGGUGUUCUUCGAGGGCUGUGAGAAGAGCCGCUGGUGGGUCAUCGCUGCAGUCGUCUCUCUACACUUGUUAGUCGCUGGCCUGUCGCUGCUGAAUCCGCUGUAUGAGGGCAGUUUGCCUCCUGUGUACGUCAUUACGCUGCUGAUGGGCGUCUGGGCGUUCUUCUCAUCCGGAGGAUCACUACACAGCCUCAAUGCAUUCUGCACACGCAGGAAAGCUGAGGCGGAAUCUUCCUAAGACGGUUUUUGUCAUACCUAGCGAGAUCUGGGACAACAGAUGGGCUGAGUCUGCUGCUCGAAUGAAUGGCAGCGCUUUGUGAAAGAGCACAUUCACCAGCUCAAACCCUGAGGGGAUCCAGCAUCAGCCAUCUCAACGGGGCCAACGGCCGUGAGGCUGUCACAGAAACACUGUAAAUAGCUUGAUCUGAAUGCAAAUCAAUAAGACAGAUCUCUAAUAUUAUUUUGUUUUAAAAGCAUCAUUGUCCAGCUCUUCUUGUGAAUGUUUGUGGUUUUGAGUUUUAUUUGCUGAUUUCCUGUACGUUCUGAGUGAAGCCGCUUCAAGGGGACGAGCGAUCAAACAGAGCACCAGUUUCACCCUCUUUUACUCAUGUUAUCAUUAUUAUUAUUACACACGUUCAAUUCAAUUCAAGUUUAUUUGUAUAGCGCUUUUUACGAUACAAUCGUUGCAAAGCAGCUUUACAGGAAACUAAGUUUCUACUAUAUAUACACAUACACAUACACACACACAUACACAUGUGAAGAAGAAACCCAAUAUGUUUAAGUUAGGACAGACUUAACUUGGUAAUUGUGUAUGUCCACUUCGUACAUGUGUAAAGUCCAGAGCAUUUCCAUUUACUGCUAUUAUAACCCUGAAGAGUUUUCAUAAUUGCUGUGUACAUUUUGAAACGCGUGUGUUGUGACAAACAAAUGCACAAGGAAAACAUUUCAAUUUCUCAAACGGAACGAAUGUCUUAACCAUUUCUGUGUAAUUAUGCAGGACAGAUUGAUGCUUGGUGGUCGUUUUUCAUUUGUUUGGAGCUCAUUUGAUCAGUAGAGAACGGGAAUCACAAAGCAACUGAAAAACUCAAUUUUCAAUAUAUUUCUGACAAUUGAAUGCAACUUUUACAUAUCUAACAGAAUCUUCUGUUUGUGUUAAUAUGUGACCCUGGAGCACAAAACCAGUCAUAAUAUUAUAAAACCAGUCAUAAUAUUUAUAGCAGUAGCCAAAAAUACAUUGCAUGGGUCAGAAUUAUCCUUUUUUUUUUUUUUUUGCCAAAAAUCAUUACAACAUUAAGAUCAUGUUCCAUGAAAAUAUUUUAUAAAUUACCUACCGUAAAUAUAUAAAAACCUAAUUUUUGAUUAGUAAUAUGCAUUGCUGAAAACUUCAUUUGGACAACUUUAAAGUCAAUUUUCUCAAUACUUUGAUUUUGUUUUGUUUUUUUGCACCCUCAGAUUCCAGAUUUUCAAAUGGUUGUAUCUCGGCCAAAUAUUGCCCUAUCAUAACAAACCAUACAUCAAUGGAAAGCUCUCAAAUGUCCAAAAAAUGGACGCUUGUGACUGGUUUUGUGGUCCAGGGUCACAUAUGAACUGGUGCUGGGCCUGUCGGCCGUGUGGUCAUCACAGUUGCAGUUAUCUGACACUUACUCUGCUGCUGUAUGUAGAUCCACACUUGUCUUCUUAGUGAGUUACACUAACAGCUUUAAUUCCUAACCCAGCACACUAACAUCACUGCGUUUACUUGCACAUUACCCGUUUUCUAGUCUGUUAGCCUUAAAACGCAUCCAGCACACGCUCGUUACGGUACAUCACAGACCACAGUGGCGUCUCAGCGGUUCUGUGUUGAUGCGGCGUUCAGGUCUGUUUCUCUGGAUGUUGGCAGCUCCUCGGUAACCACUAGCGUUCUGUGUUAAUGUAUUACGUUCUGUACUCAUCCUCUGUGUCUGUAUGCGAGUUGUUUCUGCUCUACGUUUGUCAUCCAGUGUUAAACCUGUGCAGAUGGAGCUCUCGUCAUGUUCUGUAAUUGGACACAAUAACUCGGUGCUUUACUAAAUUUCAAUUACAAAAGGACUUCUUGUAAUUAUGUAACAUUUUAAUGCUGCUUUAUAAAGUUUCUAAGAAUAUGACGUGCCAAACAGGGAAUCAGAUUGCUGUUCAUAUGCAAAAUUGAUUUGACAAAAAGAUUAAAAAUACCCUGUUAAUUAU
Onychostoma macrolepis is the source of this 3106-nucleotide messenger RNA. RefSeq names its product Gamma-secretase subunit Aph-1b-like. Gene Ontology annotation, biological process: protein processing; Notch receptor processing; positive regulation of catalytic activity. NCBI's taxonomy places the organism in Eukaryota, Metazoa, Chordata, Actinopteri, Cypriniformes, Cyprinidae. The record is from RefSeq and is a predicted model, not a curated record. Bases 381 to 1142 code for a protein of 253 amino acids. Gene Ontology annotation, molecular function: protein-macromolecule adaptor activity. The transcript is spliced from 7 exons. Gene Ontology annotation, cellular component: endoplasmic reticulum; gamma-secretase complex; membrane.